AUGGGUAGUGAAUUGAAUCUUGAAUCUACGGAAUCCAGUACAGUUACCAGGACAUGGAUUGGAACUGUUAUAUCCAUUAUAUGGAAUUGGACCGGAGGGUGGUUCAGCUGGACUCGCCAGUCAGAUGCGAUGCUACGAAAUGUUGAGAAAAAAAUAUUAUCAUGUUUGAAAACAGCGUACAAACGUUUCUACGUGGACAUAGGAAGUGUUGUGGGCCAAAGCGACAAAAUAUGGACGAUAUCACUGAACGAGGAGUCCCCCAAGACUCCGCUAGUAUUGCUGCACGGGAUGGGCGCAGGCCUAGCGCUGUGGUGCCCUAACCUAGACUCCUUCGCAGCCACGAGGCCAGUGUACGCCAUCGAUUUACUAGGUUUUGGUCGAAGUUCCCGACCUAAGUUCGCGUGCGAUGCCCAGAAGGCCGAAGCACAAUGGGUCGAGUCUGUGGAGGAGUGGCGGCGUGAGGUCAACCUCGGACAGUUCAUACUGCUGGGACACAGUCUCGGAGGGUACAUCGCUACGGCAUACGCUAUCAAGUACCCAGAGAGAGUACGUCACUUAGUCCUAGCUGAUCCUUGGGGCUUUGCUGAGCGUCCACAGAAUGCGUACGAGAAGGCACAGCUGCCUCUCUGGGUCAGAGCCAUCGCUACUGCAGUACAACCACUUAACCCUCUCUGGGCAGUCAGGGCGGCGGGCCCAGCCGGCAAGUGGCUAGUCAGUAAGACCCGUCCUGAUAUUUCGAGGAAGUACCUCAACUAUGUACCCGACGCAGAGAGGGUUAUACCUGAAUAUAUCUACCAGUGUAACUCACAAACGCCUAGUGGUGAAAGUGCCUUCCACACCCUGAUGACUGGCUUCGGUUGGGCGAAGAACCCGAUGGUCCGUCGAGUGGACGAGCUGGACCCGGCCCUGCCCAUCACAGUACUGUACGGGUCCCGGUCCUGGGUCGACAACAGCAGUGGACAGGUGCUAGUGGAGCACCGCGGACCUAGCAAUACUUUUGUACAGGUAAUCAACGGCGCCGGUCACCAUGUGUACCUAGACAAACCUGAACUAUUCAACAAGUUUGUAUUAGACGCGUGCACGCGCGCAGACGAGCAUGACCCGCGGCCCGCGCUCAAGGCUGUCCCCGCGGAGCCCGGGACAGAGACCCCGGCGCUGCCAGCGGGGGGCGAAGCACCCUCGACCACAGUCGCCACCACCAACAAGGCGACCGCCUCAUCUGACGCAGCGCCCACAUCUUGA
Molecule: messenger RNA, 1242 nt
Organism: Spodoptera littoralis (African cotton leafworm)
Lineage: Eukaryota; Metazoa; Arthropoda; Insecta; Lepidoptera; Noctuidae
Source: the annotation of a GenBank genome assembly